Molecule: messenger RNA, 2762 nt
Organism: Drosophila montana
Lineage: Eukaryota; Metazoa; Arthropoda; Insecta; Diptera; Drosophilidae
Exons: 11
Coding region: 285-2432 (715 amino acids)
Biological process (GO): positive regulation of GTPase activity; Ras protein signal transduction
Cellular component (GO): plasma membrane
Molecular function (GO): guanyl-nucleotide exchange factor activity
Source: RefSeq, a predicted model, not a curated record
AAAGACACGAUUUUGGAUCUUUUUCAGGAACUGGAGAAAUGUUCAACUUAAAAAUGUGUGCUCGACGCAAAUGAAAUGUGAUUUCGCACGCACCUGACGAAUUUUAGCUACGUGCAGUGGAAGAUAGCAUUACCUGCAUUCCAAAUUCCAGCAUCGACAGCCUUCCAGCUGUUCAGGGCGUGAUUGUGCAUUAAACACGCACAUCGCACAACCCAAUUCUCAGCUAGAGCCAGGUACCCCAAACACACAUGACCGUGCUACGGGCGGCAACCAGAACGUGACACAUGGCGAUGUACUUUUAUGCCAGUAAGAUAUCAGCCAUUGUCUGCGGCACGCGUUGCAAGCAAACCGUGCUGCAAAAGUCGCGCGGUCAACGGGAUCGCGAUAAGGACAAAUGCCGCCGCCAUCGACAGCGUCACCGGAGCAGAAGACGCAGCAGAUGCCAGGAGAGCAGCUCCGAUAGCGAGACUAGCGCCGAUGACGUUUACUGUGGGCUCGAGCUGGAUGCGACACCUCAGCCGGAUGUGGGCAUUUUCCUACUCAAUGCCAGCAACUCGAUUACGGAAGCAGCACAGCCUGGCAUCCUUGGACUGGAGCUGGGAUUUGCCAACGAGGGCAUGCGCCUGCGACGUCGUCACAGCGCAGAGCAGCUAAACGCACAUGAUUUGGAACUGGGAUUACAGCAUUUUAAGCCGCUCGCAACAAAGGACGAUCCUGUUCAAUAUGAUGUCCCCAAAAAUACGCACAAACGCAGUCUAUGUGAUAUCAGCUUUGAGAGCUCUGUUUUGGGUUCCGGCGGCAUCAUGUACAUAAAUGGUAAAAUAGUUUCCGGCCCAAUAGACUCAUUCCCUGAGGUGCUCAAUCCCAAAAAUGUCAUUGAUUUAGAUAAGGAAUUUCUGUUCUCAUUCUUAUUAUCAUCACGUCUGUUCUUGCGACCCCAUGAGUUGCUCGGCAAACUGUUGGCAGCGGUUGCCGAUGGCCAGUGCUUGGAGACAUUAGUUGCCCUCCUGGCCGAGUGGACGCAAAAGUUUCCGUACGAUUAUCGUGACGAGCGCAUGAUGAGCCAUGUAAAACAUAUCGUUGCUAGAUGUUCCGAUUCGCAUUUGGAAGUCGUUGUCUCCCAAGUACUAAGUGCCUUACUUCAACGCUUGACUGAUUUAGAACAACACGAGGCCGAUCUGCGUGCCUGCCAGACCAACAACGAUAAGCUCGUUGCACCAAUCAACAGCCCAACAGCCACUCAAUAUGCGCAAAUAUUGUGUCGACUGGAAAAGAAAUUGGCCAAGCACAUUGGACCAGAGGAGUUUGUGCAGUGCAGCAGCAUGGUGCUCCUGGACAAGCAGAAGAAAUGGGACCAACCUAUAUCAUCGGGUGGACCACCGGGCGCCCAGGAUCCAAAGAAGACCUGCAAUCUGGAAACGUAUCUGGACUGGUCGGCACGUCUGCGUCUGUUUGUCUGCAAUGAGAUACUGCAGUGCACCGGAAUUGAAGACCGUAGCAGAACAGUGGAGCUCUGGAGUGGGGUCGCCCAAUAUUGUCUCCUUGUGGGCAACUACAACAGUGCCACGGCAAUCUUGGAAUCACUCGAAUCGCCGGCCAUAGCCAGACUCAAAAUAACGUGGAGCAAAUUGCAAGUGACAUGUCAACAAUUGGAUUGCAUGCAACGGCAUGCCGAAGGACACGGACAUUUAUGGCAGAAGCAGGCAAUUGUUCUCAAUGAGCAGCAGCAUAGUCUAAAGACUGAUAAGCAGCCUAAGGCCGCAUCAUCAUCGAUAACGGAAAACUCAUCAUCAACAUCAUCUGCAGCAGCAGCAGCAGUAGUAGUAGAAGUACCAGCAGCAGCAACAGCAACAACAACAACAACAGCAACAGCAUCCUCACCAUCCACUGCCCUAGAAGAUUUGGAUGAGCAGCCUUCGACAAGUGCCACUGGGCAGCCAGUUGGCAUAACAGGCAUAUCCGGUUUCAAUGCAAUGCCAACAUUAUUGGAGAAGCCAACGUUAGAGGUGCCAGCGUCUGGCAGCAACACUGUGGAAGCAGCCACAGCCACAGGAAUACCACCAAUAACAACAACAACAACAACAACGACAACAACAGCAACUAUUUGUGGCAAGCCCAAUGAUUGGGUUGUUAUUCCAGUGUUUGCGGAUAUUGUUAAAUUGGCACUGGCCGAACGAGAAAACUGUUUGCAGCGUUUACAAAAUGGCCACAUCAAUGUGAUUGCCUUCGAUCGAAUGGCGGCCAUUGUUGGCGCGUUCACCAAGCACAUGCAGGCAAUGAAAACGACACAGGGGCCAUCUAGCGGCGAGUACGAGCACUUCUGCACCCAUAUGCAGCGAACUACAAAACUUGGCGAAGCGGAGCUCAUGAUGGCUUCGUUUGACUGCGAGGAACCGAACAAUGCAGAGAAGCUAAUGUAUGAUUUGAAUUAAUUUGAUAAUAACUAUAAACGCAAUAACAUCGCAUGGAGGCCAUGGAGGCGUAACUCAUAGGGCACAGCUGCUGACUGCUUCUACAAGGUAAACCCAGCGCGAUCCUUAUUGAUCAGGCGUCUCAAGUCGACUCACUUCCUCCCCGCGGAGGCCUCCGGUAACGUUUUAACGAGCAACCGCCUCUAAAACGGCCAAAGUGAGCGGCGCUCAUCUUGUUAGAUGUUGAUGUUGCUGUCCUGGGAUAAAAUGCAUUCAUCUAUUUUAUAGUUUCAACUACAAUUAAAUGUAUUUAAUUUUACUUUUAAAAAUAAAUUUGGUUGUAUAAUUAAA